Frankliniella occidentalis (western flower thrips) is the source of this 2738-nucleotide messenger RNA. RefSeq names its product gastrula zinc finger protein XlCGF17.1-like. NCBI's taxonomy places the organism in Eukaryota, Metazoa, Arthropoda, Insecta, Thysanoptera, Thripidae. The record is from RefSeq and is a predicted model, not a curated record. Gene Ontology annotation, biological process: regulation of transcription by RNA polymerase II; central nervous system development. Gene Ontology annotation, molecular function: RNA polymerase II cis-regulatory region sequence-specific DNA binding; DNA-binding transcription factor activity, RNA polymerase II-specific. The transcript is spliced from 3 exons. Bases 138 to 1418 code for a protein of 426 amino acids. Gene Ontology annotation, cellular component: nucleus; transcription regulator complex; PcG protein complex.
GACAGCAUGAGGCACUCUGCCGCCGCGCGCCGCUUCUUGAAGUACUGCCCCAGCAUCAGCGAGGCGGCCUCCCGGACCAUCGCGGCGCCGACCCCCAGCAGCACGCCGUAACUGCAACAGCGUCGCAAUCAAGCAGUAUGCGCCUACUAUCUCUAUGUGGCCCUUUGCUGUUCGACUGCGCCCGCGGUACGGAGACCUCAUCAACGUGCGCAAAUACUCGAGCAUUGAAGGCUGCAGGUCUUCCUGUCGGAACCGCUGCGUAUCUACUCGUCGCGGCCACCAUGUCCUUCCGGUGUGAUUCUGGAGGCGCGAGUGGUGACACUUCUGUAGACUCUACUAUCGGCGACAACAUAAGUUCUACCGCCGAUCAUGUAACCGGACGUCUAAGUAAUCAGACAGAAAUGAAGAUUGACUGCACAGUGUGCGACAAGAAAUAUUCGCCAAGUGGUUCCGUCCAAGUCCAUCUCCACACCCACUCAGAAGAAAAGCCUUUUGCGUGUACUGUGUGCAACAAGAAAUUCUCUUUGAAAUCUAAUUUGCGCGUACAUCUCCGAACACAUACUAGAGAAAAGCCUUUUGAGUGUACUGUGUGCCACAAGAAAUUUUCUACAAGUAGUUACCUUCAUGUCCACGUCCGAACUCACACAGGGGAAAAGCCUUUUGAGUGUACCGUGUGCAACAAGAAAUUUUCUGCAAGUAGUUCUCUUCGAGUCCAUCUUCGCACUCACACAGGAGAAAAGCCUUUUGAGUGUACUGUGUGCAACAAAACAUUUUCUUGUAGUAGUCAUUUACAUGAACAUCUCCGUUCUCACACAGGAGAAAAGAAUUUUGAGUGUACCGUGUGCAACAAGGAAUUUUCUUCAAGUAGUUCUCUUCGAGUCCAUCUUCGCACUCACACAGGAGAGAAGCCUUUUGAGUGUACUGUGUGCAACAAAGCAUUUUCUCGUAGUAGUCAUUUACACGUACAUCUCCGGACUCACACAGGAGAAAAGCCUUUUGAAUGUACUGUGUGCAACAAGAAAUAUUCCCAAAGUGGUUCUCUUCAAGCGCACCUUCGAACGCACACAGAAGAAAAGCCUUUUGAGUGUACUGUGUGCAACAAAGCAUUUUCUAGAAGUGAUUCUCUUCAAGCGCACCUCCGGACUCACACAGGAGAAAAGCCUUUUGAGUGUACUGUGUGCAACAAAGCAUUUUCUAGAAAUGAUUCUCUUCAAGCGCACCUCCGGACUCACACAGGAGAAAAGCCUUUUGAAUGUACUGUGUGCAACAAAACAUUUUCUUCUAGUAGUUAUUUACACGUACAUCUCCGUUCUCACACAGGAGAAAAGCCUUUUGGGUGUACUGUGUGCAACAAAGCAUUUUCUUGUAGUAGUCAUUUACACGUACAUCUCCGUUCUCACACAGGAGAAAAGCCUUAGUGUACUGUGUGUAGUAAGAAAUAUUCCCAAAGUUGUUCUCUUCAAGAGAACCUCCGAACACACACAAGAGAAAAGACCGUUAAGUGAACUGUGAGCAGCAAGAAAAGUUUUGCGAUGUGAUCUCCAAGUCCAUUUUGAACUAUCUCACAGGAGAAAAGCCUUUUGAGUAAACUUUGUGCCUUUGCAAGUAGUAACUUGUAUGUCUGCAUCUACCCUCACCUAUAUUUAAACCUGAGAGAAUCCUUUUUGCAAAAGUUGGAACUGUUGUAAACCUUUUUACUUUGAACUCCUUCCAAAUAUUUUAUUUUGUCAGCCCGCAGCACAAAACGUACGAGAUAUUAAAACAGAAUACUUUUUAUUAUGAAAGAAAGCAGUCUUUUUUUCUAUGUAAAUGGAUCAACUGUAUGUAUCAUCAGGAGCUGUCCCUCCAUAAACAACUAAGACAGUUGAGUCGUGUAAGAUCCACGAUUGUAAAUUGACGGCCCUGCUGUAAAUCAAUAUUAGAAGCCGUGUCUAGCAUACGGACAGUUCUGGAAGUACAGUAAUAUUUUAAGAGUGUUUAAUGCUGAAAAAAAUUGUUACAAACAGUACCGGGUGUUGCAUAAAAGACACAGGUGCGGGCAGGUUUGCCUACCCGCUCUGCCUGUGCGCCAUAGCCCCUUGGGUAGGCAAACCCCUCCCGCACAUGUGUCUUUUAUGCAACACCCGGUACUGUUUUGUAACACUCUUUUCCAGCAUUGCUUAUUUGACUUUUAAAUUAUGUAGCCCUAUAUAAGCAAAGCGUUAUCAGUGUGUGAGUGUGGGUGGUUUGCAAAAUGAAAUAUGCGUUUAGUUCUGAUAUGAAAAGAUAUCUUGUUUGCACGUUUUUAGAAAUUAAUAUUCUAUACGACAAGGAAUUUUUCAUAUGUGAUUAUUUGCAUGAUCAACAUGAAAACCCUUUUUCGUAAACAGUUUGCUUCAAGAAAUUUCGUAUGAGAUUUUUCUUCUUUCCACUCCCAGAAAAAUCCUCUCUUUAUUCAAGUAUAUUUGCACUCGAGCAUGCACAAGAGCAAUUUUUCUCUUGAAACUAGGCAAAAAUACCAUUAGAAUGAGAUCAGUCCUCUUCGAAUAAGACAAUUGUGUACAAGAUUAUUUACAAGUAUAUUUUUCUAGUUUGAAUGACAUUUUUGCAUUAGUCUGCUGCAUUCGUCGUUUUCAUGUAAUCUGAAAUCUGUGUUUAUCUCGAAUACCCCUAAAACAACUUCAGUGUCAGCGCACUUUAUGUAUAGUGUUAAGGUAAUGAUCGUUUUCCGUCAGUCAAAAAUAAACUUUUACCUAUAA